Messenger RNA from Periconia digitata, 754 nucleotides. Lineage: Eukaryota; Fungi; Ascomycota; Dothideomycetes; Pleosporales; Periconiaceae. The record is from the annotation of a GenBank genome assembly.
UAAAUCCAAUAUUCAAAUGGCUCAACAGCCUCCCCUCCUAGUUGGAAUAUCAGGCCCCUCUUCCUCCGGCAAAACUACUCUCUCACGCCUCCUCCGCGACAUCUUCCCUCCAUCGCAACUCGCCAUUCUCCACCUCGACGACUUCUACCUGACAGAUGCCGAGAUCCCCGUGAAAAGCGGCGUUCAAGACUGGGACUGCCUCGAAUCUUUAGACCUCCCCUUGCUGCGCUCUACGCUUGCCCAUAUCAAAGAGAAAGCCUGCAUCCCACCCGAUUUCGUCAGCAAAGAAGACCAGAAUAGUGUAGGCGAGCACAAUGUCUCGCCUACCCUGAUAUCUAGCUUGAAGGAGCGUGUACGGAAGCUUGCUGGUGAGAAGAAGUGGGAGAGGCCGAUUGUAGUUGUGGAUGGGUUCUUACUGUUCAGCGAGGAGAUGAGGGGGAUUAGGGAAGCUUUUGACGUAAGAUUAUUCUUGCGCACUAGUUAUGCGACGGCAAAGCGAAGAAGGGAAGCCAGAAAGGGGUAUGUCACGUUGGAAGGGUUCUGGGAGGAUCCCCCGGGGUAUGUGGAUCAGAUUGUUUGGCCAAACUAUGUACAAGACCACAAGUUUUUGUUCGAGGAUGGUGAUGUUGAGGGAGAGCUGGAUGUGGGUGUUUGUACAGAGUUGGGGAUUGAGGGGAUGCCUAGAGAGGCGGAGGGAGAUCUGAGCGUGGGGUUGGAAUGGGCGGCGGGUGUGUUGGAAAAGUGGAUUCAAUAG